Phyllotreta striolata is the source of this 552-nucleotide messenger RNA. The record is from the annotation of a GenBank genome assembly. NCBI's taxonomy places the organism in Eukaryota, Metazoa, Arthropoda, Insecta, Coleoptera, Chrysomelidae.
AUUGAAUUCAAAAGUGUCUCUUUAACAUUUCCAUUUCAUUACACAUUUAUAAUGUUAGUUAUAGUCAGUCAUACUAGAAGAGUCCAAAGCUUGUAUAAGAGAGCUUUAAGAAAUAUACAAGCUUGUUUCAAUGGGAGAUGUUUAUAUAGAUACAAUGCGGUGUUGAUGAGAAAGCGAUUCGAUGAUAACAAAGGUAUCAAAGAUAUGACCAUUGCCAACGACUUGAUAGAAAAAGGAGAAAAUGAAUUGUUUAAAGGUAUGCAUGAUGCUCCAUUGAAAUUCAUUAAUUCGCCAGGCGGCGUUGCUUAUCAAAGAGUGGUAGAAACACCAGAUUGGGUUUUGGAUUAUUGGCACCCACUCGAGAAAGCUCAAUAUCCUAAAUAUUUUGCUCGUCGCGAAAAAAGGAAAAAAGAAUAUAUAAAAAUGUGGCUGAACGAAUAUGGAAAUGACUCAUCAUUUGAACCCCCUAAGUGAAAAUCAAUCGAAGCAAGCUUCUUCUAUUUAAAACUGAUUAGCCUGCAGAGUACAAAAUAUUAUUAAUAAAAUAGAGAA